This is a messenger RNA of Canariomyces notabilis, 1260 nucleotides long. Its product is annotated as NAD(P)-binding protein. The record is from RefSeq and is a predicted model, not a curated record. Lineage: Eukaryota; Fungi; Ascomycota; Sordariomycetes; Sordariales; Chaetomiaceae. Bases 169 to 1044 code for a protein of 291 amino acids. The transcript has a single exon.
AAGCCCCGGGCUGCUCCAGACUCGGAUCAUCAGUUACCACUGCACUUACACUUUGAUCAAAGCCAUCCAAACCAACCUUUCGUCAAAACCUCAAAAUCCAAACGUUCAAAAGACGCAAAGUGCAACAACAUCGGCGGUCAACCCACCUUUGUCAACCACACGUUCAACAUGGCACCUCGCUCCCGCGUCUGGCUUAUCACGGGCUGCUCUUCUGGCUUCGGCCUGGAGCUAGCCCAGGUUGUUGUUGCUCGUGGCGACCGUGUUCUUGCUGCGUCCCGAAACCCUGACAAGGUUAAGGAGCUUACCAACAACGACAAUCUGAAGCUGGUUCGACUCGAUCACAACGAGCCUCUCCCUGCACUCAAGAAAGCUGUCAACGACCUCAUCUCGGUUUACGGCACCAUCGAUGUUGUUGUCAACAAUGCCGCAUACGUGCAGACAGGCACCAUCGAGGAGGCAACCCCCGAGGAAACCCUCCGGCAGUUCCAAGCCAACUUCUUCGGGCCGCUCAACCUCUACCGCGCCGUGCUUCCACACCUCCGCAGCAAGGGCGAGGGCACUCUCGUAACCAUCGGCUCCAUGGCGGCGUGGUACCCAAUGAACAGCUGCAACCUGUACAACGCGUCCAAGGCAGCACUCCGCUGGGCCACAGUGGGCCUGGCCGACGAAAUCAGGGGUUUCGGCAUCAAGCAUUGCCUCGUCGAGCCAGGCUUCUUUCGCACCAGUCUGCUGAAGCCCGACGCGAACUUUGCGGGGACCCAGGCCUCAACCCGCAUGCCAGAGUAUAAUGAGAUUAAUGCCGUUGCGGACGCUAAUUUCAAGAAAUACAAUGGCUUACAACUUGGGAACCCGGCCAAGGGCGCCGAGAUCAUCUAUGAGGCCGUCACCUCGACUGGUGUUGCCGAGGGGAUGCCCUUCCCGGAGUUUCUGCCUCUGGGCAGUGAUGCGUUGACCGAAAUCACAAAGGCUGCGCACAAGACUCUGGAUGCUAUCGAGGAGUGGCGGCGGAUUAGCGCGUUGAGCGACUUUCCGGAGGGAAAGUAGGGCGUGGAUCGAGAGUAACGCCGGUUGGUGAUGGAAGUGCGGAGGCAUGGUUUUGUAUAUCGCCAAAGGUUUCUAGACUUCUAGAAUUAUAUGAGCAGAUAGCUCAUUUUGAGAGGUGAGACCAGUCCGAUGUCUUCAUCCUAGGUUUGUGGAUUUGAAUGAAAGUUUUGAGCAGUCGUUCUGUCUGCUGUGAGUGUCAACUGGUAAGCGACAAAG